Messenger RNA from Zophobas morio, 653 nucleotides. RefSeq lists its product as uncharacterized. Bases 165 to 590 code for a protein of 141 amino acids. Lineage: Eukaryota; Metazoa; Arthropoda; Insecta; Coleoptera; Tenebrionidae. The transcript is spliced from 4 exons. The record is from RefSeq and is a predicted model, not a curated record.
CACUAUAUUUUAGCCAUAGAAAAUGCUAUCAGUGAGGCUAUUCUAUGAUUUUGGCUGUCAGCCAGUUUGUUCUGUGCUGCUGUGUGCUAUCGCUGUGAGUUUCUACGUUUCAGCAUCGUUUAUGUAAUACGUACUUUACAUGUGUUUCCAACGUGAUGUAAAUAAUGAGAUUGCCUUUGAUAAGCGGCUUUAGUAAUAAGAAACCUCGAGCAUCCACAGUGUUAACGUGCUAUUUAAGGCAGUGCAGGGAACCUCCGUGGACAUCUUUCUUUAUAAAGUACAAUAGCGUAGAAGAUGAUCAAUGGGGUAAAUCACACUUUAAUUGGAAAGUUGGAGAAUCGAAUUACCACAUUCUUAGAACGGGUUGUUUUCCUUAUGUUAAAUAUCACUGUACGAAAAGGCAACCACAAGAUUUAACCAUUGAAGACAACUUCUUCAGAUUUAUUAAAGUGAUCAAUCUAGGUAUUCCUUGCUUGGCGUAUGGAGUAGCUGCUACAUUUUUAAUAAAACAUACCGAAUUUGUUUGUACUUCAAAUGGGAAAGUUGAAAUAUAUUUUCUUUAUCCAGAGGAUAAAGGUUCAAAAUAUUGAUUAAAUGUUGUAGAUAAAUUUGUCAACAGUUAUUUAUACUAAUAAAGCUGGUAUUUUAAUGUG